AUGACCUUGCGGUCACUGCCGGCAGCGCCUCCCGAUAACCAUGCCUUUGUGGUACAGGUCGCUGUUGGAAAGGCACACUCUGUGCUGCUGACAGAUGAAGGGGUCCUGUACAGCUGGGGCACGAACAAUGAGUUCGGGCAGCUGGGUCGUGCCUGUCACAACCAGGACAAGAUGCUCAAGCCGGCGCCCAUCAUCGGGGGCAUCAAGCAGGAAAUCGUCAUCCAGAUUGCCUGUGGAAUGAACCAUUGUGUUGCGCUUACGCAGAGAGGAGCACUUUUUGCAUGGGGCAACAACAAGGCUGGUCAGUUGGGCGUUGAUGGCUUCAGUGCGGAGACCCCCACAAGCGAGCUUGCAAUCACGGCUCCAACUCCUGUGAAGCACUUCGAGGGCCAGGAGAUCUCCUUAUGUGCGCGAAGCUGCAGUUGCGGUCCGGAGAGUUCCGCCUGUGUCACCGUGCGUGGUGAGGUGUACGUCUGGGGCGCAAUCAGCUAUUACAUGCUUGGAGCGCAGAAGAAGUACGGCAAGGGGGAAAACUGCACCGUGCCUGUAUGCAUCAAGAACCUUCCGAAGGAGCUUUAUGCUCAUGAUUCCGGGCCCGAGCAGGUGUCGGUCUACAAGGACCAUUGCCCUGCCAUAGGCCGUUAA
Symbiodinium pilosum is the source of this 645-nucleotide messenger RNA. NCBI's taxonomy places the organism in Eukaryota, Dinophyceae, Suessiales, Symbiodiniaceae. The record is from the annotation of a GenBank genome assembly.